AUGAAGGUCCUUGCAGCUGCCCUGGUCGCUCUCCUCCUCGUGGCCACCUGCUCUCCAUCCGAGGCCCAUCUCGAUGGUGUCCCCACCUCCUGCUGCUCCACCUACCAACAGCGCCCAGUGCCACGGAGCCGCAUCGACUUCGUCUACCCCACCAGCAGCAGCUGCACCAACCCAGGGGUGAUCCUGGUGACCAAGAGGAAGAAGGUGGUGUGUGUGGAUCCCCAGGCAUCCUGGGUGCAGGAAAUCCUGAAGAACUUCCAGACUCUGAAGAACUGA
This is a messenger RNA of Acanthisitta chloris (rifleman), 276 nucleotides long. RefSeq names its product C-C motif chemokine 5-like. Gene Ontology annotation, cellular component: extracellular region. Gene Ontology annotation, biological process: cellular response to tumor necrosis factor; immune response; chemokine-mediated signaling pathway. The record is from RefSeq and is a predicted model, not a curated record. The transcript has 3 exons. Gene Ontology annotation, molecular function: CCR chemokine receptor binding; chemokine activity. The coding region runs from base 1 to 276 and encodes 91 amino acids. Lineage: Eukaryota; Metazoa; Chordata; Aves; Passeriformes; Acanthisittidae.